Molecule: messenger RNA, 2965 nt
Organism: Tachysurus vachellii
Lineage: Eukaryota; Metazoa; Chordata; Actinopteri; Siluriformes; Bagridae
Gene: wasf2
Product: WASP family member 2
Exons: 9
Coding region: 183-1646 (487 amino acids)
Biological process (GO): actin cytoskeleton organization; positive regulation of Arp2/3 complex-mediated actin nucleation
Cellular component (GO): cytoskeleton
Molecular function (GO): protein kinase A regulatory subunit binding; actin binding; Arp2/3 complex binding
Source: RefSeq, a predicted model, not a curated record
UCCGGGAUCUUUCUGUCAGCUCUCGUGACGGUAAAUGCAGACAUUUUUUUUUCCGACUUGGAAAGUAGCAGAAAAAAAAGUCAAGUAAUGUUAAGCUAGCUAGGUUGUGUAAAAGCAGAAAAACGUCGGUAGCGAGGACUAGCUGUUUAAUUCCGUGGGAGGAGAGUCACUGAUUUAUCAUCAUGCCUUUGGUGAUGCGGAAUAUCGAGCCAAGGCACUUGUGCCGUCAGACCCUGCCCACAACGGUGAAGAGUGAGCUGGAGUGUGUUACCAACAUCACACUGGCUAACAUCAUCCGCCAACUUGGUUCCCUCAGCAGGUUUGCGGAGGAUGUGUUUGGCGAGUUGUUUGUCCAGGCCAGCUUGUUUGCAGACAGGGUGAACACCCUUGGUGAAAGAGUGGACAAACUUCAGGUCAAAGUCACCCAGCUGGACCCCAAAGAGGAAGAGGUUUCACUGCAGGCAAUCACCACUCGCAAAGCUUUUCGCUCUAAUCUGAUUCAGGAUCAGCAGCUCUUUACUCGGCCCUCGAUGCCACAGCCGCUCCAGGACACCUACCAAACCUGCAACCAGCCACCUCCACUAAACAUCCUCAGCAGCUACAGGGAUGAUGGAAAGGAGGCACUUAAGUUCUACACUGACCCAUCCUAUUUCUUUGACCUAUGGAAAGAGCAGAUGUUACAAGACACCAAAGAUAUAAUGAAAGAAAGACGGAAACAUAGGAAAGAGAAGCGAGAAAAUCCCAACCGGAGCAACCUGAACCCUCGCAAAAUCAAAACCCGUAAAGAGGAAUGGGAACGCCAAAAGAUGGGAGCAGAGUUUGUUGUUCCUAAAUCUGACCUUGGUCAUUCUAGAGAUGUGAUGAAUGGCAGCAUUGGCUCAGGUGAUGACAUGGGUACAAUGGACUCAGAGGGAUUUGACCAAAGCACAGCCUCCUACAGUUAUGAUCCUGGCUCUCCUCUCCCCCCUCCAGUGAUGGAUGAUGAAGGUUUCUUGCCACCUCCUCCUCCAGAUAUUACGUAUAAUGAUGUACAAGGUGGAACCUCACCACAGAGACCAAUUAGCAUUUUAAGCCCUACCCACCCCCCUCCAGCCCCUCCAACAAUGGCAACCUCUCCUCCUGGUCGCCCUUCGGUGGCGCCACCUGUUGCCCCACCUCCUCCCCCACCUAUGGGGAUGUCUCCACCCCCACCUCCCUUAGGUUUUGAUGCUCCUCCCUCCCCCCCUCCUCCUGCAUUUUAUUCUCAGUCUGUUCCUCCACCACCACCAAUGGCUGCCAAUAUUCCCUCUCCACCCCCUCCUCCUGCUGGGGAUGGGCCCCCACCGCCACCACCACCCCCUCCACCUCCAGGCCCACCACCAUGCUUUGCCCCAUCAGCUCCUGCCCCUCCUACUUCAGGUGGGUUUGCCCCAGCAGCCCAUGCCCCCAAGCCUCAGCCUGAACCGGUCAGCGAUGGUCGCAGCGAUCUCCUGGCAGCCAUUCGCCAAGGCUUUAACCUGCGUAAGGUGGAAGAGCAGAGAGAGCAGGAGAAGCGAGAUGUCGUGGGCAAUGAUGUGGCCGCUAUCUUGUCUCGCCGUAUUGCUGUGGAGUGCAGUGAUUCUGAGGAUGAUUCAUCAGAGUUCGAUGAUGAAGAGUGGUCUGAAUAAGACUAUGCAUGUCAUGAGAAGUGUCAUUCCUUUUAGACCAAAUGUAUUUGUUUCCCUUUAAUGAGGCUAACUACAGUAAAUGCGAAAGAGUGCCUGUGUGUAGUUGUGUGCACACUCACACUUGUGCAAGGUCUCCUCUGACUCAGUGAAUUAUUUAGAUGAUCAGCCUGCUCCUAUUUCAGAGUGCCCAUUCCUCUGUAAUGUAGCUAUAAAUGAGUAAAUUGAGCUAGAGAGAGACUGAGUUUUUUGCAUCCCAGUAUAUCUAUAAAAGAUCAUUAUUAUUUACCUAAAGCUUUGCUGUGUUCCUAAACCAAAUACAAUACACAAAACGAGUCAGUAAAUUAGAUAACUACUGAUGUCUUUUUAAUAUCAUUUUAGAUCAUAUGGGUACAUUAUCUUUCCCAGGGUGAAACAGCACAAGGAACAUGUAAAACUAAAGAACUAAAACUGAAAGUAUAAAAAAAUAUAUAUAUAUAAUUUACUUUCUUUACUAUGCUGUUGCCUUGGUAACUUAUCUUUGUCUAUUUAAGUGCUUUCUUUGUAUCUGUCCUUGGUGCCAUUUGUGGCAUAGUGUGUGUAUGUCAGUUUCUUUGUCCUUUUGUUGGUGGUUUUUUUUUUUUUUCCUUGGCUUGGGCUCUAAAUUCUAUUUGGAUGUAUUGUUUUGAUCUUUUUUUUAUCCAUGUAUGCCAAAGUCACAUAAGCCGAGAGGCUGGAAAGUGUUCAGAUUCACAUACAGUGAAAAGUGUAUUCAUUUGUUCAAAGUGCCUGCUUUACGUAAGAUUAACAAAUGAAGCGUCUCAAAAUCAAAAAUAUUUAGAUGCUUUUGCAGGUGUUGUUAUACCAUGGCCACCCUACCUGCCUUUAAAUAUAUAACUCAGUGGAAAGCCAACAUUACAUUCCUCCCCAUAGGUUGCCAAUGUAAUUUAAGCUGUCUUUGAGGGCAUUAUAUUGUCUGUUCAUCGAUUGUAACUCAAUCCUUUUUCUGCACUGUAGACUAUAAAUUACUUAAUAUGCAAAUCAGUGUAUUUUUUUUUCUUAUAUGCUGAAAGUGUUACAUUCCCACAUGUAGCCAUGGAAACAAAAAUCAGGAGUAAUUAUGUAGAACUGUAAAUUUUAGACCAGACCAGCUGCAAGCCAAUCAAAGACUAGUAUUUUGGCCAUGGUAUGAUUUAGUUUAAGUGCCUAUUCUUUUUUUUUUUUCUUUCCAAAAUUAUGCAAUAUUUUGAAAUCAAUUUUUUAUUGCGUAUUGUGCAUAUGGUUUAUAAUUGUAAAGCUUUUCUAUUGGUGGUUUAAUUAAAUAAAGACCUCAAAUUAUAAAA